Molecule: messenger RNA, 3001 nt
Organism: Siniperca chuatsi (mandarin fish)
Lineage: Eukaryota; Metazoa; Chordata; Actinopteri; Centrarchiformes; Sinipercidae
Gene: dcn
Product: decorin
Exons: 8
Coding region: 639-1727 (362 amino acids)
Molecular function (GO): protein binding
Source: RefSeq, a predicted model, not a curated record
AGUCAAUAUGGGGGCUGAAUGAGGAUGAAUGACAGAGAGAGUGUGAUAAAAGGCGAAAGAGAGUUUGUGUGCAGCGUUCUCUGCUGAGCUCCACACCGGACCUAUCAUUACCAGAUGUCACAGUGAAGGUGGCUGCCAGCUGAAUCACUGCUUAUUGCCUUAAACUCCAACUCUCUGCCUCUUUCUCUUCUUCUCCUUCCUCCUUUUCUCUCAUUGCUCCCGCUCUCUGUCUCCCUUUUCCGCCUCUCUCUCUCCCUCUUUUUUCUUCCUCCCUUCUCCAUUUCCAGCUGUUUUUGGAGCACGCAGCAAGAGCGGGGCAAGUUCUCCACCAAUUGUUUCAGUCCUGAGAGGAGCUCGGCGGUUGGACCCCUCCCUCCUUCUAUCUCUCUCCUCUCUCUCUCCUCUGUCUCUCUUCCUCUCUUGCCCUCUCUCUCUCUCUCUCCUCCCCUUGUUGUGACAGAGCACACCUGCUUGAUCUUGGCUACACGCGCUCCGAGUCCAAUUACCCCAUAGGCCCUCGCAGCCACUUCACAGUCUCAUCCCCCCACUCGACUGGAUUUUUGGGAGUCAAGCUCAUCUCGCCCACUUCUACUCUCUUUGCCUUGCUUGCUGAGAACAGGCUCCCUGCUAGCAGCACCAUGAGGUCAGCCUGUCUCUCUCUGCUCCUGGUCACAGCCUGCUGGGCUCUGCCCUUCCGCCAAUCAGGCUUCCUAGACUUCAUGAUGGAAGAUGAGGUGGGAUCAGGUUUGCCUGAAGAGACUCCAGAUUUAGGCUCCCAUCCCAUGCCUGAUGGACCCAAGUGCCCUUUCAGAUGCCAGUGCCACCUACGCGUGAUCCAGUGCUCUGACCUCGGUCUGAAGGCAGUUCCUGGGGACAUCCCAGACGACACCACCCUGCUGGACCUGCAGAACAACAAGAUCACUGAGAUCAAGGAGAAUGACUUCAAGAACCUCAAAGGACUGCAUGCUCUGAUCCUGGUGAACAACAAAAUCACUAUCAUCCACGCCAAGGCCCUCAGCCCUCUGACCAAGCUGCAGCGUCUCUAUUUGUCUAAGAACAUGCUAAAGGACAUGCCCGCCAACAUGCCCAAGAGCCUGCAGGAGCUGCGCAUCCACGAGAACGAGAUCACCAAGAUCAAAAAGGCCUCCUUCCAGGGCAUGUCCCAUGUCAUCGUCAUGGAACUCGGGUCCAACCCUCUGAAGAGCGCAGGAAUCGAUGCCGGUGCUUUUGCUGACCUGAAAAGGGUCUCUUACAUUCGGAUUGCAGACACUAACAUCACAGAGAUCCCCAAAGGUCUGCCCAGCUCUCUGUCUGAGCUCCACCUGGAUGGAAACAAGAUCACCAAGGUGACGGCUGACAACCUCAAGGGCCUGAAGAACCUGGCCAAGCUGGGUCUGAGCUUCAAUGAGAUCAGCUCUGUGGAAAAUGGCACAAUGGCUAACGUCCCCCACCUGCGAGAGCUGCACCUCAACAACAACGCUCUGACCAGUGUUCCUCCUGGCCUGUCCGACCACAAGUACAUCCAGGUGGUCUACCUCCAUGUCAACAAGAUUGCUGCUGUGGGAACAGGGGAUUUCUGUCCUCCUGGCCUCAACAGCAAGAAGGCCAUGUACUCUGGCAUCAGCCUGUUCAGCAACCCUGUGCCUUACUGGGAAGUUCAGCCAAUCACCUUCCGCUGCGUCUUCGACCGCUCUGCCAUUCAGCUUGGCAACUACAGGAAGAAGUAGAGUGUCCCGCGCACCUCUAAGAGGAAGUGUGUGUUUGUAAAUGAGUGUGUGAAAGUUUUGUAAGCGUGUGUGUUUGACCACAGCCCCACAACACUGACCCCUACCAACACUGCCUCCCCACAAAUGAUGAUGUCAUUAAUCCAUGCACUCAUUUCAAAACUUUAGUGGACAUGGACCUCAAACACAACAUAUCAUAUUCAUUAUUUAGCUUCAAGGUUGGUGCAACAGUAGUACACACAGCUUACAGCAAACACCAGCAUACUAUGGUGAUGCUCUCACACAUAGCACAUCAUUCAUAGAAGCAGUUAAGCAAGCAUUAACAUUGCAAAUAUGUUCUCAGAAACAUGCUGUAACAUAUUUUUGUGCAUAAUAUGUGCAAUUCAUUCAGUGGACAAAUUGAAAUUCCGAAGUGAUCCCUAACCAAAAAGAUUUGAAAUCUCACUCAGUGGAAAAUGUUAUAAAUCCCAGUUUGAUAAACUUUCUCGACCUUUAGCAAUUGUAUGAAUUAUAAGAGAGCUGGCCUGUAGAGCAGGCAGCAAAAGGUUCACUUGUGUUUUACAAUACCUUUAACAACUGGUAUACUAGAAUGUACUAGAUAUUACCUGUGUACUAGGAAUAGCAUUCAGAGUGUAACAUUACCACGCUGCACUCUGUGAAAGAACUCUGAGUUUCUAUUUGUAUUGUACUCAAUUCAAGUAGAGAUAAAAGCAACCGUGACUUCUGUCACAUUGUGAUUUCUUGUGCUUACUUCAGUGUUGAUUUAGUUUCUGGGUGUUUUUUCUUUAUCACAUUUCAUCCCUUGUUCCUCUCCUAGUGUAUUUUGUUCCAUCCAUAAAAAAUAAGGUGAAAAUAGCUUCUAAAAAAUGUAGAAUAAACCAUAUAUGUUUUAAACAGAAGCCAUUCCCAAAGAUUUAUAUGCAUGCUCUUAUUUUUUUCCUUUCAACUUGAACCUGGUGCUUUCUGGAAUUUCUUGUUGAUGUGUGUAUGUAUUUCUCUCCAUGUUUCCUUGUCCUUUAUUUCCUUUUUUAAGAGUCAAGAAAAAUUGGAGGGUGUAUGUGGACUGGCAUGCCCACUGCAACCAUGUUAGUGUGAAUGUUGUAUGUAUAGACGCUGUAUAUAAAUGCUGUAUAAAAACCUCUCAUUGCUUAAAGGCACAAGCACUUACCAUAGCUCAGACUUAAUAUAUCAGCUACAAAGGUGUUCUUCUUUUUUUCCGGAGCAGGGGCUCCAGCUAAGGUGUCCUAAACAAAAUAAAAAUACUAAUGGAAAAAGUA